GGGAAGGCGAUGGGGAAGGCGGCCGGGAGCUUCGGCGAUGAUUUGGGGGACGAUUUCCUCACGUCUUGGAAGCCUGGGAAGCUCGGCGCGGCGCCGGGGCUGGAUCUUGACGACUCGCCGCCUCGGCCCAUGGCCAAGACCGGGAAGACGUUUGAUCUCUCCAAAUUCGAUAUGGAUUUGGACCUUGAUGGAGGUUUUAACAAGCUAGCCUCGUUUAAUAUCGAUCUCGAUCUCCCUGGCAUUGACGCUACGAUGGAGAAGAACGCUGACACUGGAUCCAAAACUAAAGAAUCCAUGGAGGUUUCUCCAGUUUGUCGUCCCCCUGCUCGAGACAAGCUGCGCGUUGAUCUCUCCGACAAGAACCCUGACACUGGAUCCAAAUCGAUGGAUAUUUCUCCAGUAUCUCGUCCCCCUGCUCGAGACACUGAUCUCUCCGACAACAACGCUGAGACUGGAUCCAAAACUAAAGAAUCGAUGGAGAUUUCUCCAGUAUCUCGCCCCCCUGCUCGAGACAAGCUGCGCGUUGAUCUCUCCGGCCUGGAUUCGAUGAAUGAGAAGAACGCUGACACUGGAUCCAAAACCAAAGAAUCGAUGGAGAUUUCUCCGGUAUCUCGUUCCCCUGCUCGAGACAAGCUGCGUAUCUCCGGCCUGGAUUCUGACAAGAACCCUGACAGAGGAUCCAAAACUAAAGACUCGAUGGCUGUUGUUUCUCCAGCAUCUCGCCCCCCUGCUCGACACAAGCUACGUGUUGAUAUUUCCGGUCUGGAUUCUAGGAAUGACAAGAACGCUGACACUGGAUCCAAAACUAAAGAAUCGAUGGAGAAAGGACCCGUUGUUUCUCCAGUAUCUCGUCUCCCUGCUAGAGGCAAGCUACGUGCUGAUCUGUCCGGCCUAGGUUCUAGGUAUGACAAGAACGCUGACACUAGAUCCAAAACUAAAGAAUCUUCUCCAGUAUCUCGUACCCCUGCUCGAGACAAGCUGCGUGUUGAUCUCUCCGGCCUGGAUUCUAGGAAUGACAAGAACGCUGACACCGGAUCCAAAACUAAGGAUUCUUCUUCAGUAUCUCGUACGCCUGCUCGAGACAAGCUGCGUGCUGAUCUCUCCGGUCUGGAUUCUAGGAAUGACAAGAACGCUGACACCGGAUCCAAAACUAAAGAUUCUUCUCCAGUAUCUCGAACCGCUGCUCGAGACAAGCUACGUGUUGACCUCUCCGGCCUGGAUUCUAGGAAUGACAAUAACACUGACGCUGGAUCCACAAGUAAAGAUGUUCCAGCAGAUAAGCUGGACUCCUUUGAGGUGGACCAUUCUGAUGCUGCAAAGGAGAAGAGCAACGGAUCCAAAGGUAAAGAUGUGGUACGAUCGGUGGACGAGUAUUCUUCAUCACCUCCUCCUGCUCGAGAGAAGAAUCCUGCCAUCGAUGCCAUCGAUGCCAUCAAUGUGCAAGAGAUGGAGUGGCGACCGGAGCCUGCUCCCCCACUGGCCAUCGAUGUAAGUCGUUCCUGCAAAGAAGUCUACUUACCUUGGAGAGUUUUCCAGGCGCAAGAGAUGGGGUGGCGACCGGAGGCUCUUCCCCCGCUGGCCAUCGCUGCGCAAGAGAUGGAGUGGCGACCGGAGCCUGCUCCUCCACUGCUGGAGAAGCCUGAAAACGAGGUGGUCGACAAAGUGGACUGCUACACGGAAGUUCUGGAGGAGAUGUGUAAGAUGCUCAAGCAGAAGAAGGAGGAAGCCACAGAUCUUCUGGUGAGGGCGAUCGUUGCAAACAACAAGCUGCUGUUGCUCAACAGUCCCGUGCACGACGAGAAAAUCCAGCUUCUCAGGCGCUCUGUGAAUGAAUUACUGGGAGAACCUUCUAAAGUCUGAGGUACUUGGUUUGUUUACUUUCCAAUGAACGUAAACGUUUGAUCGCGUUACUUAGU
Selaginella moellendorffii is the source of this 1916-nucleotide messenger RNA. Its product is annotated as serine-aspartate repeat-containing protein F. Bases 10 to 1860 code for a protein of 616 amino acids. Lineage: Eukaryota; Viridiplantae; Streptophyta; Lycopodiopsida; Selaginellales; Selaginellaceae. The record is from RefSeq and is a predicted model, not a curated record. The transcript has 17 exons.